UGAAUCUCAUACUUUCCCCUGGCUCGGGCAUAUAGAUAAUAGCCCCACGGUCUGCUACUUCGUCAUGGUCGACGGACGCUCUCAUUUCUCUUUUUUCUUCCGGACUCACUUGCUGCCCGACUGACCCUUUCUUUUAGUCGGACGGGGGAACAUGCCUCAGUUUCAUAUGUUUGUCGUGUUCUCUGGCGCAACCCCAAGCAUUUCGCAUCUGUCCUCGUUUUCCCACCCGUCGUCUGGACGACUUAUGAGACGCCGGCCUACAACAGGAUGAGCUCAUCGUCAACCUCCCGCAGAACGCGCCGAGGCAAGAGCAUAUCGAAGCUGGCCUACACCAACGCCGUCUACUUCCCGAACGAACGCAUAUACCAGGGCGACACUCCGGGGGCGUUGAAUUACGGAUACACCAACCACGUGUACUACGCCUUUGCGAAUGUAUCGCCGGACGGUGGUGUUUUUCUGAGCGAUGAGUGGGCCGAUGCGGGCGCUCCGGUCGACGGCGUACAGGGCGGGUUGGGGUCGCUCAUGCAUCUCAAGCAGAGGCACCCGCACUUACAGGUCCUCUUGUCCAUUGGCGGUGGAAGAUCGUCCGCCGUCUUCCCUGUUGUAGCCGGGAGUACGUUAUGCCGUGACAAUUUUGCCCGUUCCGCGAAGGGCUUGGUGGAAGCAUCCGGGCUGGAUGGCAUUGACAUCGUCUGGGAAUACCCAUGUGAUCCUCAACAGGGUCUCGAUUUCUUGGCCCUCCUAGCCACGGUGCGACUCCAUCUCCCAGAGGAUCAGUACCUCCUGACUGCGGCUCUCCCUGCCAACAGGGGAAUCCUGCAGUAUAUCCCGUUGCAGAGCAGCGCCGAGUACGUUGACUACAUCAAUCUCAUGGCCUACGACUUCUUCGGCCCCUGGAUGUCUAAAAGCGGCCACCAUUCUCAGCUCUAUGCGAUGCAGAAAGACGAGGAGUCCGGUGCCAACGCCGUGCAAUAUAUCCUCUCGCAAGGGUUCCCCUCGAUGAAGAUUCUGUUCGGGAUCCCGCUGUACGGUCGCUCUUUUCUCGGUGCCUCUGGGCCUGGGCAAAACUUCAAGGGGGCAGGCGGAGACCAGACUGGCACGUUCGAGUACAAGAGCCUUCCCCUGGAUGGGGCCAAGGAAGUUGUAGACAAGAAGGCGAUUGCGGCUCAGUGCGUCGGAGCCACCGGGGGGUUUGUGACAUACGACAACCCUGACACGGUGAAGACGAAGGCGCAAUUCUGCAAGCAAAAAGGAUUAGGGGGACUGUUCUACUGGAACGGGCCAGCUGACGGGAAAGGCUCACGAAGCCUGGUGGCCGCCGGCUUUCAAGCCCUUCACAGCUCUUGAGCAUGUCGAGGAGCUCCUGCUGGGUCUCUGAAACAGGAGACCUCAUUCAUACGUUUUUACACCACGGUCCGUUCUGCAAAAGGCAUUACAUGUGGAGACUCUUCUCUUAUGCCUUGUCGGCGACGGACGGGCCUCGCCGAGGUCCUAGACUCGGCAUAUGUUGGAUGCGCAUCCUGUGUCGACAAUGUCCGGGAUACUUGAAACC
Molecule: messenger RNA, 1552 nt
Organism: Sodiomyces alkalinus F11
Lineage: Eukaryota; Fungi; Ascomycota; Sordariomycetes; Glomerellales; Plectosphaerellaceae
Product: chitinase
Exons: 4
Coding region: 268-1347 (359 amino acids)
Biological process (GO): carbohydrate metabolic process; chitin catabolic process
Cellular component (GO): extracellular region
Molecular function (GO): chitin binding; chitinase activity
Source: RefSeq, a predicted model, not a curated record